Messenger RNA from Nicotiana tabacum (common tobacco), 1586 nucleotides. Its product is annotated as aspartyl protease AED3. Gene Ontology annotation, biological process: proteolysis. The record is from RefSeq and is a predicted model, not a curated record. Gene Ontology annotation, molecular function: aspartic-type endopeptidase activity. NCBI's taxonomy places the organism in Eukaryota, Viridiplantae, Streptophyta, Magnoliopsida, Solanales, Solanaceae.
UUCACCACCCUAGCUAGUUGCCAUUGUUAAAAGAAGUUAAAGUUAUGGCCUUAUCCAUAGCCACUUUCCUCUUAAUCACUCUUCUUUCUACGACAUCUUCAGCUUCUGAUUCUUGUGCUUCUUCCAAAGGUAAUUCAGACCUUUCAAUCAUUCACAUUUAUGGGAAAUGCUCACCCUUUAACCCACCUAAACCUUCCUCUUCAUUUCUCAAUACUGUUAUCAACAUGGCCUCAAAAGACCCACAAAGGCUCUCUUAUUUAUCCAGCUUAGUAGUAUCCAAAAAGCCAACUAUUGUGCCCAUUGCUCCAGCCCAGAACCUCUUCAAUAUAGGUAACUAUGUGGUCAAGGCAAAGAUUGGUACUCCAGGCCAGCUUAUGUACAUGGUCUUGGAUACUAGUAACGAUAAUGCAUGGGUACCAUGUAGUGGUUGUGUUGGGUGCACAUCUAAUACUUUGUUUGCCCCAACUACGUCCUCUACUUACGGGUCAGUAGACUGCUCCGUACCCGAAUGUACUCAAGUCCGCGGGCUCUCUUGCACGAGUACUGGGUCGGGAUCCGGGUCAAGUGCUUGCUUCUUCAACCAAUCAUAUGGCGGAGAUUCAUCGUUCUAUGCCACGCUGUCACGUGACUCACUUGGACUAGCCAAUGAUGUUGUUCCAAAUUAUGCUUUCGGGUGCAUUAGUGCUGUAUCUGGAAACGCAAUACCGCCCCAAGGGUUGUUGGGUUUGGGUAGGGGCUCCAUGUCGUUAAUGUCACAGUCCGGAUCACUUUAUUCGGGCGUAUUCUCAUAUUGUUUACCAAGUUUUAAAUCGUAUUAUUUCUCCGGAUCACUCAAACUUGGACCCCUGGGUCAACCCAAGAAUAUCAAAACUACCCCAUUACUCAAGAACCCGCGCCGACCAUCAUUGUACUACGUGAACUUGACAAGUGUAAGUGUGGGACGAGUCCAGGUUCCCAUUGCCCCCGAGCAACUUGGUUUUGACUCGAACACCGGUGCAGGAACCAUAAUCGACUCGGGGACGGUCAUAACCCGAUUCGUCCCACCGGCUUACAAUGCAAUCCGGGAUGAAUUUAGGAAACAAGUGAAAGGGCCCUUUAGCUCGUUGGGUGCAUUUGACACAUGUUUUGCAUCACCAAAUGAAGCAGGGGCACCAGCCAUCACAUUGCACUUUGAGGGAAUGGAUUUAAAGCUGCCAAUGGAGAACACUUUGAUACACAGCAGUGCUACCCCCUUGGCAUGUUUGGCAAUGGCAGCAGCCCCAAACAAUGUGAACUCAGUGUUGAAUGUGAUAGCCAAUUUGCAGCAGCAGAACCUCAGGAUUUUGUUUGACACUGCAAAUUCUCGCGUGGGAAUUGCUCGUGAAGUUUGUAACUAGAUUACAAAGAAACAUGUUGUUAUCAUGUCUGCUUUAAUUUAAUGUGUUGUUUAAUUUGGAAGAGAAAAUACACUCUUCAAUUUAAUUAUCUGAAAGUUCAAUAAAAUGUAACUCCCCUUGGCGAAAAAGUUCAUCAAGUGUAAUUUCUUUGUCUGACUAUUUGCAAUGGUUGUUACAUUACGCAAUAUAAUGAAAUGAUUUGGAGUAUAA